This is a messenger RNA of Nerophis ophidion (straightnose pipefish), 2690 nucleotides long. RefSeq lists its product as uncharacterized. The record is from RefSeq and is a predicted model, not a curated record. The coding region runs from base 845 to 2581 and encodes 578 amino acids. The transcript has 5 exons. NCBI's taxonomy places the organism in Eukaryota, Metazoa, Chordata, Actinopteri, Syngnathiformes, Syngnathidae.
AAGAAGUAGGUUGGUGACCCAUGAAUUGAUUAACGUGGACCCCGACUUAAACAAGUUGAAAAACCUAUUCGGGUGUUACCAUUUCGUGGUCAAUUGUACGGAAUAUGUACUGAACUGUGCAAUCUACUAAUAAAAGUAUCAAUCAAUCAAUCAAAACCCCUGCUAUACAAUAUAUGCCUUGAGCUCUUAUUUUGAAGGCGCUACGAGCGGAAGUGGUGACACGGUUUGGCGGAGUUUUGAAAACAAACGGAAUAAAGUGGUCCUCGUGUAAAACUGGAGCCUCAGUGAAUGGUGUUUUGUAGUUUUAUACAGUACAGGUGACAUAUGUAAACCAUUGUUUACAAAAGUAUCUUAUUCUAUUUGAUAAAACCGGAGAAAAACGAUUAUAACUGUGUAUCCGGGUUAGGGUUAAGGUUGUUUGAUGACGUCAUAAGCGUCAUAACUGCGCUAGGUGUGCGAAGUCACGUUAAUAUCGGCCGUUAAAAACGUUACAAAACGGAUUGCGUACACCUGCUGUAAUGUCGGCUAAACGCUCAUUGACCGCUAUUGUCGAGUUGAAAUUGUUGUAUAUGGGCUCGUCAUAAUGUAACCUAUUUUUAUGGUUUUGCCUAUUUGUGAUGUUAAGUUCCUGUUAUACAGUAUAUGCCUUGAGCUCUUAUUUUGAAGGCGCUACGAGCGGAAGUGGUGGCACGGUUUGGCGGAGCAGAGUUUUGAAAACAAACGGAAUAAAGUGGUCCUCGUGUAAAACUGGAGCCUCAGUGGCGAAGAAGCCUCCUCGGCUGAUGAAGAAGGCUUUGCCUCUAAUGGCUGACCUCCGGUAGAUGGCGACGUCAGUCUGGUCAGGAUGAGCCACAUGGAUGGAAAAUGCAAAUGUGAGACGGAUGCCAAGCACAAAAUGAAGCGUCUGAAGUCACGUAAGGAGCGCAGCCAGAUGAGAGGCGUCGGCAAGGAAGCCAAACCCCACCAGCAUCACUGCCACCAUCCCAGCAGCCAGGACGUGGCGCAUCUGACCAACUGCCGCCACUCUCUAUGCUGCGCUCCCAGGAGGGAGUGCUCGGACGUGGCUCCUCCCACACAAGAACCGAGCAUCAUCACGACAGCCCGCCUCAUCGGUCACCACGGGCUCUUCAACCACGAGGUGAAAUCUAUCGACAUCGAGCGCUUGUUACUGGAGCAGCAGAACAAGGUUCCCGGUGAAGCAGAGGCUCACAAGAAGAAGAAGAAGGCAGCCUCGACAUCCCACAAUGCAGAGAAUGAUCCCUUUGAAAAAGGCGACGCGUGCGAGAAGAAAACACUUGAGUGUUGUAACAGUCAGGGGUCCGACAUGACACCAGGCCAGCAGCAACAGCGUCAUUCAUCAGCAAGUGGUGAAAGCUCAAAAGCACACAAGAACAGCGGAGAGACAAAUCUUCCCUUCCAGGAAGCGAUGGAGAAGACGCCACCCCAGAUAGUGUCUUCUGAGGAGCACACCCCCAAGAACCAGGGCCCUCUUGACUGCCAGCCCCCUGUUCUCAUUAUCAGCCCGAGCGCCCGUUGGCCCCACAGCUUGGUCACGGUGGAAACCGGCACCGACGCUCAAAGAGAAGAUUCGGUGUCCAAGUCCGUCAGCUCGUUGGGGCAGCGUUUGUGUGCCACUUUGCGCUUUCCCUUCAUGAGGAGGCGAGACCUGGUGACAGAGAGCCAGGAGGUGCUGCUGCACGCCUUGCAAGAAGCGCACGGGCCGCACCUCCACGAGAACCUUCUCCACAUGCGAACGCACUGCUGCCCCCAUUUUGAAAAGCAAAGCCGGACUCAGAAGGUGGACCGCAAAGAUGAGCACAGACUCUGGUCACCAGACGGAUUCCCAGCACCUUUUCAAAUCACCUCGGUCGUCCAGUCCUGUUUUGGCACCAAGGGUGCUACGGCUUUGGAAACCCCAGAAAGGAAGCAUUUUCCUUGGGAGCUCAGUCCACAGCCCACAGAAAAAGCAGCUGGCUGGCCAGCAAGCCCCAUGGAAACCUCGGCCGGCUUUUUAGAAAACAUCUUCAGACCGAGCGUGUCCCCGGACUUCAGAUUGGACUUCGGCUCCUCCGCGGCGGCGUCGAGUCAUCACCUGUUUGCCACGUCUCCUGCCUGGAGAGUAAAAAGUUCGGCCCCUCAGCACCUCCACUUUGACCGGCCUGCAGGCGAAAUGUCGGCCGCUUUCAAUCCCUUUCAGGACAGCUUCCGAGACGAGAGGAGGAGUCACAGGAGCUGCCAUGACCCGACAGGUAGAUACUCGUUAGAACAGUUCCCCCUCGAGCGCGACUUACUUGAAAGUGAAAAAUAUUAUUUUGCCCCGACUUUCUCUGCCCCAAGUCAUCCGCCGCUGUUCAGCCAGUUCAGUCAGCCUCCCACUUUAACAUCGCUCCCUUCCCGCCACAGCGACAGGAUUCUUUACCCACCAUCUUACACACUUGAAAAAGAUCCGACAGAUUCACUUACACCUUUGCCAAGGAUUCACUACCCGCCAUCUUACACACUUGAAAAAGACCCGACAGGUUCACUUACACCUCUGCCAAGUCCUGACCGCUGGUGCUUUCCCCCCAUGAGACUGUAUUGAACUCACUCACGACUUCUUCUUUUCUUCACAGUGUGCUCAUUUAUUUUCAUUUAAAACAGAAGUAAACAAAACAUAGAAUUUUGCAGGGAUAAAGAAAUGUAAAAGAAAA